CCCUGGCGGCGGCCUGUGGGUCGGGGGCGGCGGGCAUGGCUGCGCUGGCCGAGCUGCUGGGCGAGGCGCUGGCGGCGCCCGACGGCUCGGCGGUGGCCACGGCGUCCGUGCCGGCGAGGGGCGUCUCGCUGGUGGGGCUCUACUUCGGCUACUGCGGCGGGGGGCCCUGCGCGCAAGUGGCCGCUAACCUGGCCGCCUUCUACGGCCGCUUCCAGCCCGGCCCGGAGGGAGGAGACGCCGCCGGAGCCGCCGGAGGAGCCGCGGCCGCCCCGUCCCAGCAGCAGCAGCUGGAGAUCGUCUUCGUCUCGGCCGAGCAGGAGCAGCCGCGCUGGCAGGAGGCGACGCGGGCCAUGCCCUGGCUGGCUCUGCCCUUCGCAGACAAGCGCCGGAAGUUGAAACUGUGGAACAAAUUCCGGGUUUCCAACAUCCCCUCGCUGAUAUUUAUAGAUGCCAACACUGGGAAAGUGGUUUGUCGGAAUGGCCUCUUGGUGAUCCGAGAUGACCCGGAAGGCCUGGAGUUCCCGUGGGGUCCUCGGCCAUUCAGCGAGGUGGUGGCCGGCCCUCUUCUCCGAAAUAGCGGGCCUCCCCUCGAAAGCAGCGUUCUGGAAGGUUCCCACGUCGGGGUUUACUUCUCUGCUCACUGGUGCCCGCCUUGUAGAAGUCUCACUCGGGUUCUGGUGGAAUCUUACCGGAAAAUCAAAGAUGCUGGUCAAAAAUUCGAGAUUGUCUUUGUUAGUGCAGACAGGUCGUACAAAAGCGGUUGUGGGGUCAACAACAGGCGAACGGAACUUUUCUUGAAGGAGAACGAACACCUCCGAAACCAAGAAUCGCAUUUGCCUUUUCGGCUGCGGCAUCACGCAAGCGGUCCACGGGCAGCCUGUUGUGGUUGCGGUAUCCCUACUCUCAUCGUCUUGGACACUAAGGGAGACGUCAUCACCAGACAGGGCCGAGUCGAGGUCCUGAAUGACAUUGAAUGCCAGGAGUUCCCCUGGCACCCCAAGCCUGUCUUAGAGCUGACCGACUCCAACGCUGUCCAGCUGAACGAGGGUCCUUGUCUUGUCCUUUUUGUAGAUUCCGACGACGAUGGAGAAUCCGAAGCGGCCAAGCAGCUGAUCCAGCCGAUCGCCGAGAAGAUCAUAGCCCAAUACAAAGCCAAAGAUGAAGAGACCCCACUGCUGUUUUUCGUGGCCGGAGAGGAUGACAUGACCGACUCUCUUCGGGAUUACACCAACUUGCCCGAAGCUGCCCCUCUCCUCACCAUCUUGGACAUGUCAGCCCGUGCUAAAUACGUCAUGGAUGUCGAAGAGAUCACGCCACCGAUUGUGGAAACUUUCGUGAAUGACUUUUUGGCUGAUAAACUGAAACCUGAGCCUAUCUAAAGCCGAAGCUGGGGCAAGGGAGUGGGAGGGGGGUCUUUUCUCACCCCUUUCCCCAUCUCUUAGACGCUAUUUAAAAAUGGCCGGAUCGGUCCAACACCAGCCCUUCGGUGCGGGCCGGCCAUAAUUUCCUCGUGGUGCCUUGUUUUAAACCCCAGAAUAAUAUCUCUGUCCAAACACUUUCCAGGUGCUUUUUUUGCAAGCAACGGGGUUGGGUGGGGUAGGGGUCUCCGGGGAGGGGGAAGAUUUGGCUUUGGGCGGGGGGGGGACGGUGAGGGGAAAACGGACAGGGGUACCCAGAGGCAAUCCAGAAAGGGCAAGCAGAAGACAAUUUUUAAAAACUCCUCGUAGCCAGUGGUUUUCAUAACGGAUGGAUUUCAAAAGUGACGCUCCGAGCCUGGGGUAAAUUUGGCAAUUCUAUCCCGCUUCCGGAGAAUAUAACUAGCAAACUAAACGGUUCAAGAAGAUGUUAGCACUCUAUCCGUAUUGCUGUGUUUCUCAACCAUAGCGGCUUGAAGUCCACCCAUCGUAAAGCAGGCUGCCUGGGGAAUUCUGGGAGUGGAAGUCCACCCAUCUUAAAGCAUUCUGGCUGGGGAAUUCUGGGAAUUGGAGUCCAUUCAUUUUAAAACAUGAUGGCUGGGGAAUUCUGGGAGUGGAAGUCCACUCAUCCUCAAGUCCCCACGGUUGAGAAACCCUGCAGCUUAUUGCAAAAUGUAGUCUUUCGAUUUGUGGGGUGGGGGCAGGAAAAGUAUUUUAAGGGGUGCCGAUUCAUGGAAUCGAUGGAUUGGGUUCCCCCAGGAUGCUAAACCCUGGUUCGCUGAACCCGGUCUCCGAGCUUUGCUCGAGAUAUAAUCCAAAACUGACCCCAGAGCCUGGAUUCACAGACGGUAAAGGAGGUUACUGGGCUAGUGGGCAAGGGUGAAAUUUAGCAGGUUCUGUCGAACCGGGAGCGGAAAUUUUGAGUAGUUCGGAGAACCGGCAAAGACCACCUCUGGCUGGCCCCCGAGUGGGGUGGGAAUGGGGAUUUUGCAAUAUCCUUCCCCCAGGAGUGAGGUGGGAAUGGAGAUUUUGCAGUAUCCUUCCCCUGCCACACCCACCAAGCCACGCUACGCCCACCAAGCCACGUCCACAGAACCGGUAGUAAAAAAAAAAAAAUCGGAUUUCACCACUGGUAGUGGGUCUGUGUUUCUUGUGAAGGCAUCCUGGAGAUGAGGGGACAGCUAGAAUCCUUUAGUCGAAAGUGAAAUGGGGAGAAGUUGGUCUUGUGUACGCUUUAGCUAUGAGAGAUGACCAGAUUGUGUAAUGGUAACAUUUGCACAAGGAGACACGGGAUGUGUCGUCGUGCCUUGCACCAAAGUCGGAGAUUUUUAAGAUGAGCAGUGGUGCAAUUUUGGAAGGUGAUCGACCUGACUUUGCCAGGGGGCGCCGUGCCUAUUUCAAUCGUGCCAUUUCUCAAAGCUACGCCAAAAAGGUUUCUAACUUUUAAGUUCAUAGCUGGGAUGGAUUCAGAAGUGACGCUCCCAAGCCGGGAACAAUUUUGGUGUUCCUGCCUCUUCCUCUUUUCCCCAACCUCCUCCUCCCCAUUUUUUUACGGGAAAAAUAAAACCCUUCGUUUAUUUCGCCAAGCAUAGAAAGGUUGAAGCAGCGAGACAAACAAUGCAAAUUGCGGUAAUUGUAUCGUUCGCACAAGGAGGCAGGGGUUGUCGUCGUGCCGUGCCACCAAAUGCCCCCGUGGGAAAUUUAAAAUGAGCUGCGGUGGAUUUCUGGCAGGUGGUCAACCUGACUUUACAGGGGCUGUGCUAAUUUCCAUCGUGCCAUUUAUCAAAACUACGCCAAAAGGUUUCUAACUAGACAGAGACUCUGCCUAUUUCCAUCGUGCUAUUUAUUAAAACUACGCCAAAAGGUUUCUAACAACGAUAAACUUAAUUAUUUCGGUGACUUUCCUGAAAUUGGGCCCACCCGUUCCCCCCACACACACACACACUCAUGGGGCAAACCCCAGAUAUUUUGUUGAAUGUCGCAGUCUUAACCACCCUAAGCCAUUAAUUGUAAUAACUAUAGCAAUUAAUUAAAAUCAGCCUCUUUUUUUUUUAAAGCCACAAGGUGCUAUGGAACAUUCCAACUGCUAAGGAUUCUGGGAUCUGUAGUCCCAAUGCACACAGAGAGCAAGUGGGGCAAGUGGGGGCGGGAAAAAAAACACCACUCGGAAAAUAACAUCCAGGACGAUUUUUUAGAUUAUUUCUCCCUCUUCUUUUAAUCCAAAUGUCUCUUCUUUUUGCCUCUGUUCCCCAUCUUGGUAGAACAGUUGUAUUGUAGAUAAAAAUUCUACCGCAGAUUUCUGCUGAUUUUUGAUUUGGGGAAAUUGGAAUUAACGCAUUGUCUUCUCCUCUUCUGGCUAAGUGGAAGUUGUAAAAACUGUACAUGGUGAUUGGAUCUUUGUAAUAAAAACGGUUCUAAUAAAUUUCACAAUACGCUGUAA
Messenger RNA from Pantherophis guttatus, 3855 nucleotides. The record is from RefSeq and is a predicted model, not a curated record. NCBI's taxonomy places the organism in Eukaryota, Metazoa, Chordata, Lepidosauria, Squamata, Colubridae.